CCUGGUCGGGCGUUCGCCAAAAAUAUCGAACGGUUGAAUUUCGAAGUGCCUUUAUAAAUCUGAGAUCCCAAAAAUGAUGCUGCCGCUCCAACUGGCCACCGUGGCCCUGCUCAUCUGUUUGGCCAGUGGCGCCUCCAAUUUCCCUCCCGAGCUGCCUCGCUGUCAUGUGGGCGACACCAGCUGCAUCAUCAGCGUUUCCCACAUGCUGAUCCGUCAGUAUGCCAAAACUGGCUACCCGGCGGCUGGUUUCCCCCAGGUGGAACCCUUCCUGAUCAAGCGAUUUGACAUCUCCGACGGACGCACUGGCUCCCUCAAUCUCAAGCUCAAUUUUAAGGAUGUGAAUGUCGAGGGUCUGUCGGGAGUGAAGUUCGAUAGAGCUGUUGGCUUUGGCGCAGAUCCUGCAACCAGCAAGUUUGAGAUGUACGGAUCGUUUCCCAAGAUCGUUUUGAAGGGCAAGUACGUGGCGGAUGGACGCAUCCUGAUCCUGCCCAUUCGCGGUGAUGGCGAUGCCGAGAUCGUACUGCACAAUCCCAAGUUCUCGGUGAAGUUUAAGCCAGGCACCCAGUUGAAGAAUGGACGCACCCAUUUGAGUGUGGACAAACUCAAGGUUCUCGUAGAGCCACAAAAGAUGAACAUCCGACUGGCGAACCUCUUCAACGGCGACCAGGCUUUGGGAUCCAAUCUCAACCAAUUCCUCAACGACAACUGGACGGAGGUUUGGAACGAGCUGCAUCCCUCCAUCCACGUGGCCAUCGCCGAGAUCGCGAAGAACGUCCUGUCGCAGCUCUUCAAGCGAUUCGCCUACGAGGACCUCUUCCUGGAGAACUGAGCACUAGAUCGUCCAUUAGUCGGCAUUAGGCUAAGUGUACGAGUAUUUCCUCACCAGCAUUUCAAACACACAUUGCAUUCCGGCCAUUGACAUAUCAUCAUCGUAUCUGCUAAGCUAAGCUUUAAAUUGUAGAAUAAAAACAAACAUAA
Molecule: messenger RNA, 978 nt
Organism: Drosophila takahashii
Lineage: Eukaryota; Metazoa; Arthropoda; Insecta; Diptera; Drosophilidae
Gene: Jhbp7
Product: Juvenile hormone binding protein 7
Source: RefSeq, a predicted model, not a curated record